Eriocheir sinensis (Chinese mitten crab) is the source of this 3937-nucleotide messenger RNA. RefSeq names its product ribonuclease P protein subunit p30-like (gene Rpp30). Gene Ontology annotation, cellular component: nucleolar ribonuclease P complex. The record is from RefSeq and is a predicted model, not a curated record. Gene Ontology annotation, molecular function: RNA binding. NCBI's taxonomy places the organism in Eukaryota, Metazoa, Arthropoda, Malacostraca, Decapoda, Varunidae. Gene Ontology annotation, biological process: tRNA processing. The transcript is spliced from 5 exons. Bases 854 to 1789 code for a protein of 311 amino acids.
CAGGAAAAUGACAAGCGGAUUUAGCUAGCAAUCGACAUUUCAGUGAGAGGUGACUGGUGAUCCUUAUAGAUGUGACUGGUGACUGUUAUUCUGGCCUAUGACUGUGCUAAUUGGUGGCUGGAUUCAAGGUUUCAAGUCUACUUUAUAUUUUUCAAGAAGUCAUGGGUGUGAAGUGACUGUUAACUGGUGACUGGUGGGCCUUCAACUGUGACUGUUAACUGGUGACUGGUGGGCCUUCAACUGUGACUGUUAACUGGUGACUGGUGGGCCUUCAACUGUGACUGUUAACUGGUGACUGGUGGGCCUUCAACUGUGACUGUUAACUGGUGACUGGUGGGCCUUCAACUGUGACUGUUAACUGGUGACUGGUGGGCCUUCAACUGUGACUGUUAACUGGUGACUGGUGGGCCUUCAACUGUGACUGUUAACUGGUGACUGGUGGGCCUUCAACUGUGACUGUUAACUGGUGACUGGUGGGCCUUCAACUGUGACUGUUAACUGGUGACUGGUGGGCCUUCAACUGUGACUGUUAACUGGUGACUGGUGGGCCUUCAACUGUGACUGACAACAACAACAACACAUGGAGGUCAGCUGAGCGUGGAGGAGGCUGACCACGCGCGCCGCCAGACACCUCAUAAGGCACAUCACGGCACCCACAGAGGAGGCAGCUGACACCCCACUGACAGGCAGCACACACCCCACAGACAGACCACACACCCCACAGACAGACCACACACCCCACAGACAGACCACACACCCCACAGACAGACCACACACCCCACAGACAGACCACACACCCCACACACACCCCACAGACAAACCCUACACCCCACAGACAGACCCCAGACAGGUCAUGAUGAAGCUGGCCCGGGGUUUCUGCGACCUGAACAUCUCCGCCACGGACACGGACCUGCGGCAGACCGUGCUGAAGGCGCUGAGUGUGGGCUACCAGACCCUGGCGCUCAACAGGCAUGUCACGGACAAUUCCACAGCGGCGGCAGGCGGCGGCGGCGGCAAAAAGAAGAAGAAAGGUGACUUCUCCUCCGUGCCGCCGCCCCCCAAGCUUGCCCUCACCCCGGAUGAGCUGCGUCGCCACGGCAUUACCCGGCCACCUGUCAUCCUCACCCGCCUCACCGUGACCUACGCCAACCCUGAUUCCCCCUUCUUGGCCAAGCACAAGGAGGUCAUCAGGCAGUAUGACCUCCUGGCACUCACGCCAACCUCUGACAAGGCACUCAAGCAGACAGUGACCCAGUCGGCGGUGGAGGUUGACAUCAUCGCGCUGAGCCUGGAGGAGCGAGGGACACGUUUCGCCCGUAAGCUGCUUAGGAUGGCCAAGGACAGGAACAUGUACUUUGAGCUGAGCUACGGGCCUUGUCUCAGCGAGGGCCGCAGCCGCCAGCAGACCAUCGCCUUAGCCCACAGCCUCCACCAGUCCCUCCGCUCGGCCAACAUCAUCGUAAGCAGCGGCGCACACCUCCCAUCACAGGUCCGCCAACCUUACGACGUCAUCAACCUUGGACGCUUCUUUGGCCUGACCGAAGCUGGGUCAAAGGCCGCCCUAGCAAGCACAGCACACAACCUUGUGUACUGUGCGGCCAUGAGGCGGACCGGGGUGGCCAAGUGUGCGGCCCAGGUCACUCUGUUGAAGGUUGGUGCGGAGGAGGAGGAAGAAGAGGAGGAAGGAAGAAGAGUAGGAGGAGGAAAGGGAGUGAAGAGGAAAAGGUUGGAAUCUAAGUUUGAGGGACUUGAGGAUGCCAGGAAGUACUUGAAGGCAGGAUGUGCUUAGGAACUGUUUAGGAAGAAGAAGUAUGCAAGUGUUAGUCUUUUUAGAAGGAAGGGGAAGGAUGGAGGGAAGUGGUGAAGUUCUGAGGCCAAGUUUGAAUGCUUAGAAGAUGCCAGGAAGCACUUGAAGACAGUCCCUGCAUAGUAUUCAAGUGUUGGUCUUUUUAUCCAUGUUUGAAUGCUUAGAAGAUGCCAGAAAGUACUUGAAGAUAGUCCCUACAUAGUAUUCAAGUGUUAGUCUUUAUAAGGAAGGAGGAAAAAGUUAAAGUCUGCAGGAAAGAGGCCAAGUUUGAAGGUCUAACCAGUGCCAGGAAAUUAGUUAAAGACAUCAGCCUCUUCGCUCUCCUCCCAGAAGUGGUUGGCAGUGUGUGAAGACUCCCUUAAUACUCUGCCUUAUAAGUUAUCAUGACUAUCACAUAAGUCCUUCAGGAAGUUGCCUUGUUUAACUGAAUGUCAGGCUGUUCCAAGGGAGUUUUCAUGCACUCUGACAAGACAAGAGGAGGAGGAGGAGGAGGAGGAGGUUAAGCAUGAAGGGAGGGUCUUCAAUCACUCCCUCGGACAAGUGAAAUGGCUGUGAUCUCUCUCAAAAUAAUAACUUGCAGAAUAAUGGCCACUUGUAUAUAACUCAUUUUUUAGUGAUCUAAUAUUAGUGUAUAUCAUGUUAUGUAUUUUGUAUCAGUAAGCUCAAUUCUGGGUGUGAUUGCCAAUUGAAGUGAUAAUUAUUGGCUGUAUUCCAAGCUCUCCCUCACCGAGACACAUUAACCCGGUAGCUGCAGGGAUCAUGUUUCUCAAAGGCUCUUCCCUCUAAGCGAGAAAAAUGAGAAAAAAAUUAUCACUCAUGCAAACCAUUUCAUAAUACAUAUCAACACAUUUGUGAUCAGUUUAUGCAUUAUCUAUUUGGGGGGUUUAUAUCAUGGCAAAAAUUUGGCCUGUCACUGCUUCACCGUAAAGCCACAAUUUUGACCAAUCACUGCUAUCGGGUUAAUUACUUCCUUCUCUCCCUUACUAAAGCCCCCUUUACACUGUGCCGACUCUGGGCCACAGCGUCGUUAAGGCCCCUUCACACUGUGCUGAACAGCAACUGGCGAUCAUUUCUAGACCUCUUUCCGACCAUGUGCCUUUUAUCGAGUCCUUCUUUUACCUUGUUUUUAAUUCAUUACUGUUUUUUUAUGGUUUUAAAAUAUAGCUUAUUUAAUCUUUUAUCCGGCGCCACAUGACCUUGCAGUUGCGACGCCGAUAAUCAGUCAAGCACUCCGACCAUGUACGACCCUUUCACAUCAACCCCUCACACCCAAGACCUCGUAUACCCCGAGUCACUGGGUUGUCGUGGCCCAGAGUCGGCACAGUGUGAACGGGGCUUAAGAGACAUAACUUACUCCCAACCCUCCCAGGCUCUCCAUUAUUAAAAGACGUAUUGGGUUAUAAGCUAAUAAUACUGUUGGAACUGAUGUCAAAUGAACAGCCAAGGAAGAAAGAGCUUGUAAUAUUGUUGAAAGGGAGAGCUUGUAAUACAGGCCUUUGUAAGUACUUGUGAGGGAUAGUAGUAGUAAUGGUAGUGGUAAGAGAGUAGUUAGGGGGGCAGUACUGUGGGUGGUGGUCAUGGAAAAAGCAUGUUGACAGUUGAAAGACAGACAGACACUGACGGACAGAGGCAAACAGAUAAACAGACAGCUGGGAUAGAGAUGGACACAGGCAGAAGCACGUAAACAGACAGACUGACUGAUAUACAGAUAAACACAGCCAGAAACACAUCAACAGACAGACAGAUAGACAGACAGACAACACAGGCAGAAGCAGAUAGCAGACAGACAGACAAAUCGACACAACCAGAGACAGACAGACAUAUAGACGGACAAAUAGAAAGAGACAAGAGAAUUGAAUAGAACCAAAACAGUCACAUUGUGUUGUCUGUCUGUAUAUCAAUAGGUCUGUCUAUCUGUGUUGCUUUGUCUGUUGAUUUUUUUCUACUCUUUUUGUUGCCCUUGAAAAAAAACAUGACCACCAUCACAUAAAGUUAGUUCAAAAGACACACAUUUAGUCAUAAGCACUCCAUGUAAUUAUCAACAGUGUAAAUAUGUGUAUUCUGUAGAGAAAAAAAAAAUUAACCAUAUGUAUAUUUUUUUCUAUUUUCCCAAUAAAACAUAUAACCACA